Tetrahymena thermophila SB210 is the source of this 810-nucleotide messenger RNA. RefSeq lists its product as hypothetical. Lineage: Eukaryota; Ciliophora; Oligohymenophorea; Hymenostomatida; Tetrahymenidae. Gene Ontology annotation, cellular component: nucleus; cytosol; perinuclear region of cytoplasm. The transcript has 10 exons. Gene Ontology annotation, molecular function: GTPase activator activity; small GTPase binding. Gene Ontology annotation, biological process: activation of GTPase activity; nucleocytoplasmic transport. The record is from RefSeq and is a predicted model, not a curated record.
AUGCUAUAAAAGAACUAACAUUUUAACAACCUAGAACAUUUUUUAAAUUCUAGUUUAUAACUUCACACAGAUCUUCAAAUUGACCUUAGGUCUUGUAACUUAGUUAGAUAAAAUUUAUAAAACCUUUUCUCUGGAAUAACUGAAUGCACAUAACUUUAAAUUUUAAAUCUUAAUCUUGAGUCAAAUAAAAUGGGAAAAAAUAGCUUAGUAGGAUUUGACACUGCUUUAGUAAAGUGCUUAAAGCUCUAAAGUUUAACAUUGAAUCUAAAAUUCAACAAGGUUAGUUAAGAAGAUUUAUAAAUUUUAGGUUUUACAUUAUAAAAGCUAGCUGCACUAUAAAAUUUAGCUAUAAAUCUUGAAUAGAAUACAAUAAAGGUCAAAGGUAUUUAAAAUUUAUGCUAGGGAUUAUAAAAGUGCUCUAAUCUAUCAAAUUUGACCCUUAACCUCAGAACUAAUUAAACUAGUGAUGAAGGUACAUAAUCCUUGGGCUCAGCUUUAAAGAAAUGUGAAAAACUAUCAAGCAUAUCACUCAAUCUUUAAUUCAAUCUUAUUCGUGACAAUGGAGUUUUGGGUCUAAGAUCUGCUUUAGAAAACAAUAAAAAAAUCUUAAAUUUAAGUCUUAAUCUUGAAAUCAAUUAUAUUGGUGAAAAGGGAGCACUAGGCUUAGUUAAUUGUUUAUUAAGCUGUACUAAUCUGAAUAGCUUGACAUUUUAUUUCAGAUACAAUUCAACGAAUUAAAAAUUGAAAGCAAUAUUAAGAAACAAACUUCUGAAAUUAAUGAGAUUAGUUGUUUAAAGAGUAUACCUGUGA